AGUGAUGAGUGACGGUGACAGAAUAAUGGAACAGACAAGCCAUGUACUGCAACGUCAACAAUAUUCAUGAUAACAUUUUAUACUGAUAAAUUAAACUUUAACUGUUUAUUAAAUUUAUAAUAUAGUGAAGACGCUAUAAGUUAGGACAAGUGUGUUGUUAAUAUGAAGUCAUCAGACGACAUCAAUGUACAGGAAACACAAAGUAUAGGAAACAAAAGCGACGAAGAGGAGACCUUCACUACUGAGGAGAAACUGAACCCUGAAGAAAUGAACGGGGACAUGAAGAAAUCACAAACGUUCUCUCCUAAUAGAAAUGUUAAUUAUGGUUUCAUUAAAUAUGUGAGUCUAGCAAUAUUGACAAUACAAAAUGCAGCUUUGGGUUUAAGUAUGAGAUAUGCAAGAACUAGGGAUGUUGAGAUGUUUUCGUCGACAGCAGCCGUUCUGAUGGCAGAGGUUCUCAAAUUAGCUAUAUGUGUAGUUCUAGUCAUGAAUGAAUCUGGAAAUAUUAAAAAAGGUGCUCGAACCAUGUACAACACGGUUGUACUGAAUAUAAAGGACACCCUGCGUGUCUGCGUCCCCUCGUUUCUGUACGUCAUACAGAAUAAUUUACUUUAUGUGUCCGCAUCUAACUUGGAUGCUGCAACAUAUCAGGUCACAUAUCAACUUAAAUUGUUAACCACAGCAUUCUUUGCUGUUAUUGUCUUGAAAAGAAAAUUAAAAAGAUGGCAAUGGGGAGCUUUAGGGCUGCUAGUGAUAGGUGUAGCUCUGGUACAGUUGUCUUCCACGGAGAAAGCCAAGGCCACUACUUCCUCUAACUUACCGAAGCAAUCAAAGAUACUUGGUUUUGGUGCAGCCCUAGCAGCUUGCUUUAUUUCCGGUUUUGCUGGAAUUUACUUUGAAAAGGUUCUGAAAGAGUCUGAUAUUUCUGUUUGGAUGAGAAAUGUGCAGCUCAGCUUGGCUUCUAUACCAUUUGGAAUCAUAACACAUGCCAUUAAAGAGGGAACAAUGACGAACCUCCUCAAGGGCUUUGAUGGUUUCGUUUGGUACUUGGUGGUGCUGCAGGCUGGUGGAGGUCUCAUCGUGGCGGUGGUGGUCAAAUAUGCUGAUAACAUUCUUAAAGGGUUUGCGACCUCCGUGGCCAUCAUAAUAUCCUGUGUAGUUUCCAUGUAUAUCUUUGACUUUCACUUGACCAUUCAGUUUGCUUCGGGAACAUUGUUUGUCAUAGGGUCUAUCUUCCUGUACGGGUACGUCCCCAAGAAGCCCGACGCGAGGACUUCUCUUAGUGUAUGAUUUUGGAUGAUAUUUAUGUUAUACAUGUACCAUUGCCAGUAUGUACUUACUUUAGUUAUAAGUAUUAACGAUACUCCUAUGUAUUCAUUUUAUGAUCUUGAAUUUAUAUUUUAUUAUGCAAACAUUAGCUUUUUACAAUAUUUUUACUAUGUGAAUGUGAGAAAUAUAUUACAUUAUAUUGUAUGGUAUUAUUUUUAGUUUCCCCGUUCAUUCAGACCACAGAAAGGGGUAGAGGAAGCCAUAGUCCUUUCAAAAGUAAAAUGAUAGUAAAUGUGCAUGACCUGAAGAUGAGCUCAUGAAAGAAUGAAGCUUUUGGAUAGGAUCCCUUCAGUAAAUGUUUAUGAUUAAAUGAUUGAAACACUGUGUUCAAUACAUUUAUUUACACUACAGAUUACACUUUUACCGAUAACUAACUUAAUAUGAAUUUAUAAUUUUCCGUUCCCUCAUAUUCUCUAACCACUUGUCCAGUUGCUGCUGCGGUGUGAGCGGGUUCAGGUUAUAAUAAUCUUUGGGAGGCUUCCCUUCUUCUAAUCUAACAAAAUAAUGACUGUACUGGUAUCUCACUUCUCCCAUUCUACCUCUUGCAUGUCUUCGGACUCCUUUGAUCACUGUCCCCUUGCCAGAGAAAGAUUCAGCUGAAAUCAAGUUAUGAUGAUUAGGAGUACUUUGCCAGUGCAUUUGGUGAUUGCCAGUAGACGAGUGGUGGAUCACCGAGAUAUUAUAAGGAAUAUAAAUAAAGAUAUCCUCACCAAUCCAGAGAUUACUUUUAAAUUCAACAUUGUGUUCAGUAAUGGCCAGGUUUUGUGCUUCCAGUAUGGUAUCUCUAACAAAUCCAGCACCUUUCUUGUUAACAAAACUCAACUGUUUGAGAGCUUCAUCAAUGGUCAUUCCCCUGAUAAACACUGCUAUGUACCACAGUUUCUCAGGGCUAUACUUUAUAUUAGUCUUCUGAUGACAUACAAACUGUAAUAAAUGUGUACAUAUAUUUAUUUAUAACACAUGACACUAUUUCACAAAAGCAUUAUAUAAAUAUUUAAAUGUAUAUAAUACUUAUUAUAUGAAAAAAAAGUUUGAUUCUGUUUUCGAAAGGGCAACUUUUAAAAUAAACUUACAGCAGGUCUUGGCUCUUCGCCGAUUUCUUGUGGAGGGUAAAUCUUUUUAUUGUAUUCUAAAAAUCUUUUCGGUAAAUUAUCUCUGCUCCAAGCAAAACGUAAUUGAGAAGUGUGUAGGUUACUUUUAAGGUUACAAGAAUAGCCAAUGCUCAACAA
Molecule: messenger RNA, 2558 nt
Organism: Danaus plexippus (monarch butterfly)
Lineage: Eukaryota; Metazoa; Arthropoda; Insecta; Lepidoptera; Nymphalidae
Gene: Ugalt
Product: UDP-N-acetylglucosamine transporter
Exons: 6
Coding region: 163-1290 (375 amino acids)
Biological process (GO): pyrimidine nucleotide-sugar transmembrane transport
Cellular component (GO): Golgi membrane
Molecular function (GO): UDP-galactose transmembrane transporter activity
Source: RefSeq, a predicted model, not a curated record